CAGACAAUUGACAAGAUCAUCUGCAAGAGCUUGGAGGAUGGCCUGUCUCGAGGGAGUGCGUGUUAUUGUGGAUGGAGAUGCACUUGACGUGUCGGUGCUCAGGGAAGCGCAGGCGAACGAGGUCGAAGCGCACGACCUGCAGGACCAACCGAAUCCCGUCUACCUCAUCACAAAGGACUUUCACUCGCCGCUCUCGUUGACGUGUCAGCAGCUCUCACACGUACAUCUCGUGACGCCAAACUGGGUCACCUUCUCCAUCACUAGAAAACGACUGCAGGAUCCAAAGUUGUUUUCGCCAGAUCCGCGCCAAUUCUUCACGGGAGUGGUCAUCUGCUGUUCAGAGCUGUCUACAGGCGACAAGGAGGCUAUCUAUGGCGGUGUCUCUGCCCUGGGCGGGUCAUAUUGCGAGCAUCUGACUAAAUCAGUCACUCACAUGGCAGCCUUGACUUUGAACAGCGAGAAGUGCCAGGAGGCGCUCAAUGCAAAGGUGGACGUUGUUUUGCCACACUGGAUUGAUGACUGUUUGCGUCUGCGACGACGCGUUCCCUCAGAGCCCUAUGCCUUUCCGGAUCCCAAGAUUCUAAAGACGAAUCUGAAUGACGAAUUGCCACGCGCUACACAGGAUAAUUUCACUCAUCUCAAGGACUACUCCUUUGCGCUGGAUCCCGCUAGUUUGCCAGCGGAAGAGGACGUCUUUGCAGGACGGAGUAUCUAUUUGGCAGACGAUCUUGAGCUGAGCGAUCGACUACAAACAACCAUCGCCACCGUCAUUGCCAAUGCGAAUGGCAAAGUUGCAGCAACACCACAAAAUUGCGACAUUUACAUCGGCCGUCUGCGUGAAGGCAGUGCAUACAAGUACGCUGCAGCUAAUAACCGCAUUGUCGGCAAUUGGGCAUGGUUGUACUAUUGUCUUGCGCAUGGCAAGUUUAGCUCACCCAUGAAGCAUCUCCUGCAUUAUCCAGUGCCCACGAGCGGCUUACCUGAAUUUGCAGACCGUAUCUUCACCAUUUCAAACUAUACAGGGUAUGCAAGGACGUUUCUCGAGCAGCUCAUCAUUCGCCUGGGCGGGCGCUAUACGCGUAGUAUGAAGCCGGAUCACACGCACCUCAUCACUGCCAUUGAGUCUGGUGAAAAGUACAAUACCGCCAAGCAGUGGAACAUCGAGUGCGCUAAUCAUUUGUGGUUGGAGGACUGUUAUGCAAAAUGGCAAGCACUGCCGUGUACCCUCAAAUCUUAUCAAUACUGGCCGCGCGAGAUUCACCUGAUGGAUGUGGUGGGUAGCACACCACUUGAGAUGGAAGGCAUCUUGCCCUUUUUUGAGGAUGAAAUUCAGCAAGCAUCUGAAUUGGUCAUGCCGAGCUCAAAGACGCUCGAUGCAGAGGAGAGUCCUGUCUUGCGUCAAAUGCAAGCCAACACACCGAACCGCGCUCAGCUGUCACCACCAGCAUCACGCCACUCUACCGCACGCAAGGCAAGUACUGCAGCAGCGACCAAGUUGCGUGACAGCAUGCAGGAUGCCAACAAGCAUGCUCUUGAGCUGAAGCGCAAACACCCAGACUCGGCGACACCCCGUAAGAGUGUGAAGCUGACGAGCAAGCGUCUACUACUGACGGGUUGUCCUGAAAUGUCUGCUGCAACCGAAGCAACUUUGACGGAGAUGGGUGUUGUGAUUGUCGAGCAUGUCAAAGAUGCAACGCACCUGGUGGCACCACGACUUGCACGAACAAAGAAGUUUGUUACUGCCAUGCCUAUUGCACAUAAACUCAAGUUUGUGAAUUGGGAUUGGGUCAUGGAUGGUGUCAAGACGCACAAGCUUGCGAAAGAACAAUUAUACCCCAUGGCUAUCCCAGAAGAUCAAGCGUGGGCUGAAGACUUUUCUGUUGCAAGUGUUCAAGCAGCUGCAAAGCGUCUUCAGGAUGCGGAUGGUCUCUUUGCCGGGCGGCUGGUGCACAUUUCCGAUGCUGCCGCCAAUCUUGGGGGCUUUGGGACGUAUCGCGAGAUCAUUGCAGCAAAUGGCGGACAGUGCACAUUGUUUGGCAAGCGGCACGAGUUUCAGAGCGACAAGCAGGUGAUGAUUGUGCUGGAUGAGAAAGAUGCAGCGCUGGCCAAGUGGCGGCGGGAGCGUAGGAAGAGUGGGCCAGGGGUCAGUUGGCAAUGCUUCGACCGGGAGUGGCUUAUGCAGAGCGCGAUGCGUCAGGAAUGGAUGAGUGAGAGGGAGCUCAAGUAGUCGAGUAGUUGCAUAUAAGUGUAUAAGCG
Messenger RNA from Protomyces lactucae-debilis, 2256 nucleotides. Its product is annotated as BRCT domain-containing protein. Lineage: Eukaryota; Fungi; Ascomycota; Taphrinomycetes; Taphrinales; Protomycetaceae. The record is from RefSeq and is a predicted model, not a curated record. The transcript has a single exon. Bases 38 to 2227 code for a protein of 729 amino acids.